Ipomoea triloba (trilobed morning glory) is the source of this 3114-nucleotide messenger RNA. Its product is annotated as probable receptor-like protein kinase At5g59700. Gene Ontology annotation, cellular component: plasmodesma; plasma membrane. Gene Ontology annotation, biological process: protein autophosphorylation. The record is from RefSeq and is a predicted model, not a curated record. Gene Ontology annotation, molecular function: ATP binding; transmembrane receptor protein tyrosine kinase activity. The coding region runs from base 449 to 2911 and encodes 820 amino acids. Lineage: Eukaryota; Viridiplantae; Streptophyta; Magnoliopsida; Solanales; Convolvulaceae. The transcript has a single exon.
GGUUUUGUUGCCCACUUUUUGACAGUGAAAGUGAAGACAACUGUGACUCUGUGAGUGCCAUAAAUGCUUGGUCUUGCAAAGGGAUUAGAAAUGUGUAGAAAGUGAGGGGAGGGUUUCCUCUUGUCCAAUCAAUUUAUUAAAGAUUAUAUCUGCUUCUUCUUCUUCUUCUUGUUCUUUUUGUUCUUCUCCUCAUAAGGUCCUCAGAAAAUUUGACCCUAGAAUUGACCCCAUCUCUCAUUCUCCUUUAAUGCCUUGAGCUCAAAGGUGACAUCUUUUUCUUCAUUCUUCAUCUUCCUUAUCUUUUCUUUUUUUUAUUUUUAUUUUUUUAUUACAGCUUAGCAGAACUUGAGGGUGGCAAUCUUUCUUGAAUCUUGAAUGUUGUCAUAGUGUGUUGUUGAAUGCUUUGAUCACUUUGAUGCUUUAGCUGAGAUUUGUGUUUGAGUUAAAUAUGUGUGUUGGGGCAGUUGAUUUGGUAUUCUUGAUUUGGUCCAUCUUGUGUUUGAUAUGUGUCUCCAAAGAAUAUGUCCCUGUGGAUAACUAUCUGGUGAACUGUGGGUCAUCUGAAAAUGUAACUGUGAGUGGCAGGGUUUUCUUGGCUGACACCUUGAAUUCUGGCAUUCUUUCAACCCCACAUAGGAUUUUUGCCAAAACAAGUUCAAAUCUUCAUGUUCCAUUUCCAUUCAACUAUGAUUCACCCUUGUAUCAGACUGCUAGAAUCUUCAAUGGGACCUCAGAGUUCAGUUUUCCUAUCAGGAAACCGGGCAGGCACUGGGUUCGCCUGCAUUUCUUUCCGUUUAUGGACCAAAAUUACAACCUGAGCUCUGCUAGAUUUUCUGUUUCAGCCCAGAAUUCCCAGAAUUUUACUCUUUUGAAAAAUUUCCAGCCCUCGAAUGCCUCAGUUCUUAAAGAAUACUCCUUCAACAUAAGUACCAACCGGCUGGUCCUCGUCUUUACCCCUGCUGCCAAUUCGUUUGGUUUUGUGAAUGCUUUGGAAGUGUUUUCGCUUCCUGAUGAGGUCAUACCUUCUGGUGCUGGGAUGAACAAUCCUCAAGGAAUUAGGCAGGAUCUGAGUGGACAUGCCUUGGAGACUAUAGCGAGAAUUAAUAUGGGAAUUGCAGCCGUGCCCCCUCAAAACGAUACCUUGUGGAGGGUUUGGGUGCCUGAUGCCCGGUAUCUAAGUAGCAGUAACCUCGUUCACUUUGUGUCGAAGAAAGAAGCAGUGAACUACACUGGAUCAGGGGUGACACAGAACAUUGCUCCCCCGCUUGUCUAUGAAACUGCAGAGAGGCUGGAGCAGGUGGAUUUCAGCAUCCGGUUUAAUGCAACCUGGUCGUUUACAGUCGAUCCAGGCUUUGAGUAUUUCGUUCGGUUCCAUUUCUGUGAUAUAGUAAGUAACUCCUCUAGUAGGCUCAUGUUCAAUGUUUUCCUCAAUUCGGGUAUUGUUUCUGCAAACCUUGAACUGAGAACUAAAAACGUCCCCUAUUACAUCGAUGUUGUCAAAAGGUUGGGCAAUGAUCGUGAUCUUAGCAUUACUAUCGGCCCAUCAGACGUGGGCAAUGUGCUUCCUGAUGGCAUCCUGAACGGGCUCGAGAUCAUGAAAAUAAGCAAUUCUAAGGACAGUCUCGAUGCAGCAGACUCCGAAAUUCAGUCCUCGAGUACUAGUUCCAAGGCUAAACUAUGGGCAAUUCUUGGAUCAAGCAUUGGAGCAUUCUGUUUGUUGGUUUUCGGUUUGGUUUCUGUUCUAGUUUACCGAAGUAGAAGAAGGGGGUCCAUUGACCGCUCAACCGGAGGUGAUGAAGUGAGUAAAUAUGCAGAAGAAACAUAUUCCAUCUCGAGGUCAAAGGUGUGGUAUCGCAUCCCUUUCAAGGCAGUUCAAGAAGCUACAGAUAAUUUCAGCGAAGAAAUGAUCAUUGGAAUUGGCGGUUUUGGGAAGGUUUACAAGGGAAUUCUGAGAGAUGGCACGAGAGUCGCUGUAAAGAGAGGGAAUCAUCAAUCGAACCAAGGCUUUUCUGAAUUCAUGACAGAAAUAGAGAUGCUGUCUAAGUUUAGGCAUCGCCAUCUGGUAUCGUUGAUUGGGUACUGCGACGAAAUGAACGAGAUGAUCAUAAUAUACGAGUACAUGGAGAAUGGAACUCUGAAGAAUCAUUUGUAUGGCUCGGAUCUUCCCAAGUUGAGCUGGAGACAAAGGCUUGAAAUCUGCAUUGGAUCUGCUAGGGGACUUCACUAUCUGCACACCGGUUCUGAGAAGGCGAUUAUCCAUAGAGAUGUGAAGUCAGCAAAUAUAUUACUAGAUGAGAAUCUCAUGGCUAAGGUUGCAGAUUUUGGACUGUCAAAAGACGGCCCCGAGUUUGAUCAGACUCAUGUCACUACUGCAGUGAAAGGAAGUUUCGGUUAUCUUGAUCCCGAGUACCUAACAAGACAGCAACUGACCGAGAAGUCAGAUGUUUACUCGUUCGGAGUUGUCAUGCUCGAAAUCCUCUGUGGAAAGCCCGUCAUCGACCCAUCUCGUCCCCGAGAGAACGUGAACUUGAUCGAGUGGGUGAUGAACACGCUAAAAAAAGGCGAGUUGGAAACUGCCGUGGAUCCUCACAUCAAGACAGGACUAAACCCGGAGUCCCUUCAAAAGUUUGCAGAGACAGCCGAGAAAUGCUUGGCUGGAUGUGGACUCGAUCGGCCCACAAUGGGAGACGUUCUGUGGAACUUGGAGUUCGCUCUCCAGCUCCAAAGAAAAGACGAGACGACUAGUCAGAACCACCACGACUGCGCCAACGUUAGCCAGCCCGACGAGAUCAGCACCUCCACCACGCAAUUCAGCAUCGGAAGCAUGGGGGACCUUGCUGGUGUUUCCAUAAGUAGAGUGUUCUCCCAAAUGGUAAAAGCUGAUAUGAAAGACUUGAAUGACAAGAUCUAGAAAACCAUUGUGAAUAAAACACAUUGCUUAGGAUGGUGCACAGAAAAAAUUUUUUAUAUUUAUGUGGUUGUGUACAGCAGAGUUUUAAGUAGGCUCCUAUAUACACCUUGUGUGAUGAUAAACACUGCAAGAUUGUAUAAUGUUUGGUCUGUUUGUAUGGCUAUUUUCUUUGGUUACAGUUUAAGGUAGAGAUCUCAGUGAUA